UUGCUUAUCAGUUGUUACCGUAAAUCUCUUUCAGCCUACCGAACAACGAUAAGCGCGAAAAAGGCCUCGAAGAAGAGUCAGGCACAGACCGAGGCUCAUAUCAAUCCCCAGCAGGCCUCCGAGGUCAUAAACCUUGACAAUUCAGACGAAACCGAGAAGAGUGGACCUACUAGGGAGGGCACUUCCGAAACUGUCGAUCAGACGGAGAACCCCUGA
This is a messenger RNA of Dibothriocephalus latus, 216 nucleotides long. Lineage: Eukaryota; Metazoa; Platyhelminthes; Cestoda; Diphyllobothriidea; Diphyllobothriidae. The record is from the annotation of a GenBank genome assembly.